UUUUUGUUUUGUUUUCUUUUUUUUCUUGGCACGUUUUGCUGCAAAUCGAAUCGAAAACUGUAAAUUUAUUUUCCAAAUAACGAACUUAAAUGAAACUCUGCAAGGUUGACCCUUGACUGUGACUGAGCUCGGAGACUUUGAAUCACCGGUCACAGCAGCAGACCAACUGCCGAAACGCCGAAAAUGGAUGAACCUGCGUCGCUAAUUAGGAAGAGCGAGUUGAAUGACUUGCUCAAAGGACUGGCCAGCACGCAGGAGCUGGUCGGAGCAGCGAGAGUCCUGCAGACCCUGAGACAGAACCUGCGGUGCCCUUGCAGGAGCUGGCCAUGCGCACCGUCGUCACCAACCUGGCAAAACUGGACCCUGAUUCGAUCGGCCACCUUCCCAACAGAGUGACAACUGCAAUCCUUGAGGCCGUCACAAAAUCGAUUCCCGGGCGUGAUGCUUGUUAUGUGCGUCCUGAACUUGGCCUUGAUUUUGCUCCAGACGGCUCGUGCAUCUUCAAGAAAAUUUAUUAUGGUUUCACAAAUGCAGAGAAAGACUCACUCCAGCCUGACCUAAGCACCCUGAAGCGACUGAUCACAUCAGACCUCCAGGAUUUUGACUUCAAAGUGAUUGAAAAAGAUUCGUGCAUCUUCAGCAAAGAAUCGGAGGAAAUUUGGGAGUGCUUGGCCUCUUCGGCUCCCAACCUGAGGAGCGUUCGAGAUCUGUGGACAGGGAGUCGGAAGCUGAGACCUGGACACUUGAUUCUCCCUUACCUUGCCAAAUUCCCCAACCUGGGUGACCUAGACCUGAUCACCUUUCGAUUUUCCGACGAGGACAUGGAAGUGCUGAGCAGGAGCUGCCCUAACCUGAGGAGUAUCAGUUUGACAAAGUAUCGUGAUCUGACCACGGAAGGACUGCGCUCGCUCGGAAAUUUGCCCCUGCUGGAGAAAAUUUCCUUUGUUAGUGUUUCAAAGUACGGAGAGAAGCCCAAAAGAAACGCUGCCGACCCCUCAAAAAGCAUUCGAAUUGCUGCCAAACCUCAGAUCCAUCCACAGGAGGGACACUCACCUUGACAAUGACACUGAUUUCAAUUACUUGCCAAACUUGUUCAUCCCGGAGAAUCCUCCACGGCCAUUCAUGUUGCAAGAGGUGGGGGAAAUCACUGGCCAUGUUGAAAAUUAAGUAUUUUUUUUUUUAACAUUUUCUGAUUUAAUAAAUUACUUUUUACCAACAGUAUUGCAAGUCACCUUGGUGGACUGAAAAAGAUGCACACAAUUCACGACCUGCCCCCGGAGACCUACACCCAACUACCACAGUUGCAAUCGCUGCUUCAGCUGUUCUUCCCCGAUGACUACCUGAUCCUUCAAGUGGUUGGUGCCAGACUGGUUGAGAUUUGCAUGGACGACACUAACGAGACGCAAGACGCAUGCGUGGGUCGAAUUCUUUCUUUGUGCCCCAACCUGGAGACGCUGCAUGUGGAAUCUGACUUUGACCGAGAGGACCAGAAUCACCGUGUUGACCCUGCCAGGUUGAAGCUGAAGGAUCUGCAGCUGACACAACGCAAUGAUGUGGAAAUUCCUGGCAUGAUGUUCUGGGAUCUGUUGCUGGCGCCGAACCUUGAAAAAGUUGGCCUUUUCGACUUUUUCUUCACCGAGCCAAGAGCCCUCCUCGACUCGGCCUCGCCCUUCCUGCAGAAACUGACCUGCCUCAAGACCAGGUUUGAGUUCGAGUGGCCCACCGAGGAGACCAAAGAUGUAGAGUUUCCUCAAGCCUUGGACACGCACAACAAGCUGCUCUCUGGGCUCAUCAGAACCUGCCCAGAAUUGGAAAGAGUGGGAUGCGAAAUUUUGCUGUGGCGUGACUUUGAAAAGGGGGAUGAGGUGCACACAUUGGUUUUGGCAGACGUGUCUCCAGAGUGGCGCCGAAUCCCGAAACGAAUGGAAGAUGUAAAAAAUGAUAAGAGACAUUUUUUUCUGACAGCCUAAAUCUUAAAUUGCAUUUGUGAAAAAUUGAUGUCUUCCAAUGUGUCUUCUCUCAUUUUUAUUUAUGAAGAAUUAAUUCUAGCAUUAAUUGCAACAGCUCAAACUAAUUAAGACUAAUUAAAAACAAAAUGAUUGACUGAUUAUGCAAGUAAUAAGUGCCUUUGUACCACGGACGCUUGCAAAUAUGGUCUCGUGCUCAUUAUAAAAGUACAAGUUUAGAACUUUAAAAGUUCCUUAAAUGCAUUUCUUUUCAAGUGAAUAAGAAUCAGAUCUCGUCAUAUUUGCUAGUUUCCAGUCAUUGGGUUAACAAAAAAUUAAUUUUUAAGGUUCCAUUUUUGUUCUUCGAAAAGUCUCCACACUGCCAUUUAUAUAAAAGGUGGAUAAAAGUUGUACACAAGUGAUAUGAAUUAAUAAACACAA
Molecule: messenger RNA, 2387 nt
Organism: Neocloeon triangulifer
Lineage: Eukaryota; Metazoa; Arthropoda; Insecta; Ephemeroptera; Baetidae
Exons: 6
Coding region: 327-1058 (243 amino acids)
Source: RefSeq, a predicted model, not a curated record